ACUCAUUCGCUCUGUUGUUAUACUGUUUACUUAUUAUUUUUAAUAUUAAUAUUUUUGUUUGUGCGAUCGUUAAUGUGCGUCGAGUGUUUUUUUGUAGCUAUUGCAGUGCUAUAAGAAUUGUUAAAUUAUUAUUUGUUUAAUUACUUUAAAUAAUAAUAAUAAUUAAAAAAAAUGUUUAAAUCUACAAAAAAAACCAAAGACCCCACAAAAAAUCGAGCUGUAAGUGACACUGCAAAGGUAAGUGAAAAAACUAUUAUUAAGAAUGAAAGCUCGACGGUGGUUCCGAAACAAAUGUUCAGCAAUAGGGUAGCUAACGAACAGCCAUUGAACGUAAGCGGUAAAGGGCGCAGUUCAACGCCACAUACCACGAAAAAGACGUUAGUCAAAGGCGUCGUAUCUAGGCAGGCUGCAGAAUCAUCAUCCACGGCUUCAAUUUCAAAAUCACUAAGCUCGUCUUCCAUAAAAAAGACUACAACUGGUAAAAGCAUUAAGACCAUCACCACCGUCGAUCAAGAUGGCAAUAUCCAUACGACCGUGGAAACGGUAGACGACAUACCACAAUCGACCACAGAAACCACUACCGAAGAGUCGAACACCGCAGAUUCGGCCAACGAGUAUGCCGAGUAUGCCGACCAAUAUUCCUUUGAAGGUGCCAUAGAAACGCCAGAGGGAUUGAACUCGCCGCGGUACUCUACAUCAAAUCGCCUAACUUCGUCGCAGAACUUUGAAAAUGAAUCAUCGUCGGUUGAUCAGUCGAUGUCUACGGAGACCAAUUAUAAUACCGUUACCUCACACGUUAGUUCCGAAUCAAAACAACUGUUGGACGCAAAUGAUACAAUACAACACGAAAAUACAGUAAGGUCAGUAAAUGGGAAAUUAAUUAAAUCUAUAGAUGAUAUGUCACGUGAUAACUCAAAUUAUUCAUAUCCACCAAAUAUUAGCGGACAAGUCGAUUUUACAGACACAAUGAUUAAUACAAAUAUAAAUUCAUCCGAAAAUAAAUUGAGUGCUACCCAACUUGACGAAAUAAAAAGUUUUAAUUAUGGUAGAAACCAUCAACAAAUAAAUAACGAAUCAAUAGAACUAAAAUCAUCUGCGAAUAAUUUAAAUUUAUUAAGUGAUUUUAAAGAAAAAACAUCUACUUCACGGGACUACGAAAAUAAAAUUUCUAAAGAUAUUGUUGAUAGCCAAGAUAUAAGUUCGGGAUUAACAGUAAAAAUGGUCGGUGGAAAAUUGAUAAAACAAUUUAAUACACCGUCAACAUCUAAACAAUCUCAAAAUAUCGUGAAUACUAAAGAGACGGAUAUAACAUACAAUGUGGAUGGUAAUAAACAACAGUAUCAAAAUAACGUAAAAACUUCAUUUGAAUCAGAUAUAAUUGAUCAAAAUAUAUCUACCGAUAAAUCUAAUGAUUAUAGUUCUGAGAUGUUCAUAACACAAAAAUAUAUACCGAUAUUUUCAAGAUCAAAUCAGGAAAUUGAUGAAAUAACGUCAUCGAGUAAUGAAAAUUCAAAAACAUUUUAUGAUAAAACUAGUAAAAUUGAUGAUUCCAGGUAUCAAAAUAAUACUGAAUAUAACUCAAAAGAUUUAUUUGGAAAAAAUAAAAAUGUUGAAAAUGACGGCUUAACAGUACGCAUGGUUGGUGGGAAAUUAAUUAAAUCUUUUAAAGAACCGACAAAAACCCCCAAAAAUGUAUCAAAUAUCUCAACGUCAAGUAAUAUAUCAAAUAGUGACAUUUCAUCCGGUGAUAUCACAACAUCAACGUCCUUUAUUACAAAUGAACAAUCAUCUAUUUCGAGUUCAUUUGGAGAAACAAGUAAAUCAAAUUCAAAAACUUCCAGCUCUGUAUAUCAAACUGCAGACGAACAAGAUACAUUUAAAAACCAGAAACAGCCAGAUUUAAAAAAUGAAAAAUUUGUUGAUAAUGUCGAUGAUGAAAGUUUGAGGGUGCGCGUAGUUGGUGGAAAAUUAAUUAAAACUUUCAAUGAGCCAACAACGUCAAAAAAAAAUAUAAUUGAUGUGUCAAAGUCAAGUAACAUUUCUAGGGAUAUUUCUUCAAGUGAUAUUACAACGUCUACAUCAUUUUCAACAAACGAACAAACUUCAGUUUCAAGUUCAUUUGUAGAAAACGAUCAUUCUAAUUUUAAUACUUCAAAAUCAAUGUAUCAAUCAGUAGACCGACCAGAUGAAACUAAACACAUACAACGGCCAGAUACUAAGAAAGAGAAAUCUAAACCAAAUAAAUCGGUUGAAAAUGUCGACGAAGAAGGAUUGACAGUUCGCGUAGUUGGUGGAAAAUUAAUUAAAACUUUUAAUGAGCCAACACCAUCCCACACAAAUAAUUUUAAUGUUUCUAAAUCUAGCAAUAUAUCAACUAGUGAUAUUUUGUCUGGUGAUAUUACAACGUCUACAUCCUUUAUUAGUAAUGAACAAUCAUCACUAUCAAGUUCAUAUGGAGAAACUGAUCAAUCAAAUACAAAAACGUCUAAUUCUGUAAAUCAAAAACUCGACCGACCAAAUACAUUUAAAAACAAGGAACAGCAAGAAGUCAAAAAUAAUAAAUUCAAAUCUGAACAAAUUACUAAUAAUGUCGACGAAGAAGGGUUGAACGUUCGUAUGGUUGGUGGAAAAUUAAUUAAAACUUUCAACGAGCCAACAACAUACAAACAAAAUAAUACUGAUACAUCGAAAUCAAGUAAUAUUUCAACUAGUGAUAUUUCAUCAAGUAAUACUACAACAUCUACAUCGUUUUCUACGAAUGAAUUAACUUCGGUUACGAGUUCACAUGUAGAACGUGAUCAAACUAAUAUUAACGCAUCAAAAUCUUUGUAUCAAACAACAGAUCGACCACAUGAAACAAAAAACACAAAACAGCUGGACAGUAAGGAAGAUAAAUCAAAACAAAAAAAUCCAUGUAAAAAUGUCGACGAAGAAGGCUUGACAGUGCGUAUGGUUGGUGGAAAAUUAAUAAAAAAAUUCAAUGAGCCAACGCCAUCCAAGAAAAACAGUUUUGACGUUUCUAAAUCAAGUAAUAUUUCAUCUAGUGACAUUUCUUCUGGUGACAUCACAACAUCAACAUCAUUUAUCACAAAUGAACAGUCGUCGUUUUCAAGUUCAUUUGGAGAAACUAACCAAUCGAGCAUAAACACAUCAAAAACAUCGAAGUCUGAAAAUGAGAAACCUGAUGAUUUCAAAAAUAAGAAACAGCCAGGGUCAAAAAAAGACAUGCCUAAACAAAUAACUACAGUUGAUAUUGUCGACGAAGAAGGUUUGUCUGUACGCAUGGUUGGUGGAAAAUUAAUUAGGACUUUCAAAGAGCCAACUCCUUCAAAAAAAAAUACAACUAACUUUUCGAAGUCAAGUAAUAUUUCAACUAGUGAUAUUUCAUCAAGUGAUAUUUCUACAUCAACAUCCUUUUCUACAAACGAACAAAGUUCACUUUCGGGUUCAUAUGUAGAACGCGAUCAAUCAAAUCUUAAAGCAACCAAAUCUUUGUAUCAAUCAUCAGAUCAUCCACAUGAAACGAAAAACGCGAAAUCGGCGGACACUAAGAAAGAUAAAUCUAUACCAAAUAAAUCUAUUGAGAAUGUCGACGAAGAAGGUUUGUCUGUACGCAUGGUUGGUGGAAAAUUAAUAAAGACUUUCAAAGAGCCGACACCAUCAAAAAAAAAUACUACUGACAUGUCUAAGUCGACUAAUAUAUUAACUAGUGACAUUUCAUCUAGUGAUAUUUCUACAUCAACAUCGUUUAUUACAAAUGAACAAUCGUCGUUUUCUAGUUCAUUUGGUGAAACUGACCAAUCGAGUAUAAACACAUCAAAAACAUCGAAGUCUGAAAAUAAGAAAACAGAUGAUUCAAAAAAUAAGAAACAACCAGAGACUAAAAAAGACUUAUCUAAACCAAUAACUACAGUUGAUAUUGUCGACGAAGAAGGUUUGUCUGUACGCAUGGUUGGCGGAAAAUUAAUAAAGACUUUCAAAGAGCCGACACCAUCAAAAAAAAAUACUACUGACAUGUCUGAGUCGACUAAUAUAUUAACUAGUGACAUUUCAUCUAGUGAUAUUUCUACAUCAACAUCGUUUAUUACAAAUGAACAAUCGUCGUUUUCUAGUUCAUUUGGUGAAACUGACCAAUCGAGUAUAAACACAUCAAAAACAUCGAAGUCUGAAAAUAAGAAAACAGAUGAUUCAAAAAAUAAGAAACAGCCAGAGACUAAAAAAGACAUGUCUAAACCAAUAACUACAGUUGAUAUUGUCGACGAAGAAGGUUUGUCUGUACGCAUGGUUGGCGGAAAAUUAAUAAAGACUUUCAAAGAGCCGACACCAUCAAAAAAAAAUACUACUGACAUGUCUAAGUCGACUAAUAUAUUAACUAGUGACAUUUCAUCUAGUGAUAUUUCUACAUCAACAUCGUUUAUUACAAAUGAACAAUCGUCGUUUUCUAGUUCAUUUGGUGAAACUGACCAAUCGAGUAUAAACACAUCAAAAACAUCGAAGUCUGAAAAUAAGAAAACAGAUGAUUCAAAAAAUAAGAAACAACCAGAGACUAAAAAAGACUUAUCUAAACCAAUAACUACAGUUGAUAUUGUCGACGAAGAAGGUUUGUCUGUACGCAUGGUCGGCGGAAAAUUAAUAAAGACUUUCAAAGAGCCGACACCAUCAAAAAAAAAUACUACUGACAUGUCGGAGUCGACUAAUAUAUUAACUAGUGACAUUUCAUCUAGUGAUAUUUCUACAUCAACAUCGUUUAUUACAAAUGAACAAUCGUCGUUUUCUAGUUCAUUUGGUGAAACUGACCAAUCGAGUAUAAACACAUCAAAAACAUCGAAGUCUGAAAAUAAGAAAACAGAUGAUUCAAAAAAUAAGAAACAGCCAGAGACUAAAAAAGACAUGUCUAAACCAAUAACUACAGUUGAUAUUGUCGACGAAGAAGGUUUGUCUGUACGCAUGGUCGGCGGAAAAUUAAUAAAGACUUUCAAAGAGCCGACACCAUCAAAAAAAAAUAUUAUCGAAAUUUCAAAAUCAAGUAACAGUAACAAUGUAAUUAGUGAUAAUUCUUCAAAUGAUAUUACUACGUCAUCAUCGUUUAUAACUAAUGAACAGUCAUCAUUUUCAAGCUCAUUAGGAAAAACUGACCAAUCGGAUAUAAAAACUUCAACGAAAUUCAAGUCUGUAAAUAAAAAUACUGACCAAUUAAAUGAGUCAAAAAAUAAGAAACAGCCAAUCGUGAAUAAAGACAAGUCUAAACCAAUAUCUACUGUCAAUAUUGUCGAUGAAGAAGGCUUAACCGUACGCAUGAUCGGCGGAAAGUUAAUUAAGAAUUUUAAAGAGCCAACACCGACAAAAAAAACUAUCACUGAUGUGUCGAAGUCAAGUGAUAUUUCAACUUAUGACAUUUCUUCAAGUGGUAUUACAACGUCAACAUCGUUUACUACAAAUGAACAAACUUCGGUAUCAAGUUCAACUGGGAAAACUGAUCAGUCUAAUGUAAAGACAUUUAAUUCUGUGUAUAGAAUAGACGGACCAGAUGAAAUAAAUAACAAGAGCCAGCCAGAUGCUAAGAAAGAAAAAUCUAAACCAAAUAAACCUGUUGAAAAGGUUGACGAAGAAGGUUUAUCUGUGCGUAUGGUUGGAGGAAAAUUAAUUAAGACUUUCAAAGAGCCAACACCGUCCAAAAAAAAUACUACUGACGUGUUGAAGUCAAGUAACAUUUUAACUAGUGAUAUUUCAUCAAGAGAUAUUACAACGUCAACAUCGUUUACUACCAAUGAACAAACUUCGGUUUCAAGCUCAUAUGUAGAAAGUGAUCAAUCAAAUAUAAAUAAAAUAUCAAAAACGUCUAAUUCUACAAAUCAAAAAACCGAUCGACCAGAUGUUACAAAAAGCAAGAAACGACCAGAACCUAAAAUAGAUAAGUCCAAACCAAAAACUACUGUUGAUAAUGUUGACGAAGAAGGCUUGUCGGUACGCAUGGUCGGCGGAAAAUUAAUUAAAACUUUUAAAGAGCCAUCUCGAAAUGUUGUAAAAAAUACUUCUAAAUCUAAUACAUUAAAUACUAAUUUAAACAGCCAACGUACUAAUGUAAAUGUAGAUACUAAUUCUCAAGUUUUAAAUACAACUUAUAUUAUUGAUGAAUCAUCAUCAAAUAAUGAAGUAAUAAAGACCGUUAAGACUAGUAAUGACAGUAGUACAACAAUCGUUGAUGGGAAAACCGUAAAAAGUUAUAAAGGACCCGAGAGGUCUCCACGGAAACCGAAAUCUGAUGUACCAGAUAAAACGAAUGCAGACGUUAUGCCUUUUGAUAAUAAUUAUAAUACGUCGUUAAUCGAUACUAAACACGUUCAUGAUGUAUUUUAUGACGUUUCCGAAGAAUCUUACAUCGAGUCUCGACAGUUUUCGGAGCAAUCUAUAGUUCAAGAUUUUCAAGUAACAUCGAAUACAUCGGAAUAUUAUCCCGAAAGGCCUGCUAGAAAUAGGGAUGUAAGAGAUAACAUCGUUGUUCAAGAUAUCACCGACUUCGUGUCUAUUUCAAAUCAUGCAGAAGUUAUAGAAAAUAGAAAAACUUCCGAAGUGGUGUUUGAAAAAUCAGUAGUGAAAGGGAUGACCGAAAAUUAUGAAAACCGCGUAUCUUCGUCGAAAAAGGUCCAAGAAAAUAAAGUAGACAAAAAGUCAAGACACCAAAAGGAAAUUACUGCAACCCCGAAGGAACAAUGUAUUUGCGAAAUUUGUACCUGUGGACGUCAUCGAUGUCCACACACACCUGGAACAGAUAGGUCUCCACUAGAUUUGGAGCCUAUAUCGUCUCCAAAAUUAUCAAGAAAUAAAGAAGAGUACCAACCAAUACCAUUUGACCGCGUCGAAAGGCCUAGCUUGCAGAGACUCAAUACUGAACUAACUAUAAACGAAGGAAAAAUUGAAAAUACUACGGCCUACAGAUCGGAGUUUGAGGAAAAACAUGCAGAACGUCAAUUCCGAUAUAAAAUGGAAGAUCAACUUCAUCUCGAAGGUGAUUAUUCUCCACAGAGAAAACAAGAGUAUACGGGACUUCCUGGCGAUCGCUAUACAUCACGUAAGCCACAAGAUAACUUAAAACCUGAAGGAGACUUUGAAAGACCGAUUCGUGAAAAAGUCACACCAGCAGAACGACCGAAACCGAUAAAACCUAUCGAUAAUUUGAAACCAGAGGGUGAUUUUGAAAGACCACAACCAUUGAAGUACGGGCCUGGUGAGAGAGCACCAAUUGUCAAACAUCCGGACAAUUUAAAACCUGAAGGUGACUUUGAAAGACCUACGCGUGAAAAAGUGACACCUGCAGAACGACCAAAACCGAUUAAGCCUAGCGAUAAUUUGAAGCCAGAGGGUGACUUCGAAAGACCACAACCGUCGAAGUACGGGCCCGGUGAGAGAGCACCAAUUGUCAAACAUCCGGACAAUUUAAAACCUGAAGGUGACUUUGAAAGACCUACGCGUGAAAAAGUGACACCUGCAGAACGACCAAAACCGAUUAAGCCUAGCGAUAAUUUGAAGCCAGAGGGUGACUUUGAAAGACCACAACCAUCUAAGUACGGGCCUGGUGAUAGAGCACCAAUUGUCAAACAUCCGGACAAUUUAAAGCCAGAAGGUGACUUCGAGCGGCCUACACCCGCCAAAGUGCAACCGGCAGAUCGACAAAAACCAAUUAGACCAAAAGACAAUUUACGACCUGAAGGUGAAUUCGAUAGGCCUGUACCAUCUCAAUACGGACCAGGUGAUCGAGCACCAAUAGUUAAGCAUCCGGAUAACCUUAAGCCUGAAGGAGACUUUGAUAGGCCCAAACCUAAUAAAUAUGCACCUGGAGAUCGAGCACCCAUAGUAAAACAUCCAGAUAAUUUAAAAUCAGAAGGAGAUUUUGAUAGACCAGAACAGCCCCAAGUACCAAAGAGAGGAGAGAGAGCACCUAUUAAGAAACCUAUUGACAAUUUACGACCAGAAGGCGAAUUCUACGGAGAAAGAACAGUAACGAAAAUUGUAAAAGGAGAAAGAGCUGAAAUCCGAAGACACGAAGACCAACUUGUAAUUGGUGGAGAAUUUACAGAUACCACCACACAAAGAACGGAGUUUACAGGAGAGGCCACAGACCGUCCAAGGAUGAUACGUAGAAAUACAUGGACCAAACUGGAAGGAGAUAUUUUGGUAGUACCAAAAAAUAAAGAAGAUUACCCAGAACGUCCAGUCGUCCGAAGCGAAAAAGGAAAAAAAAAAAAAGAUACAUUAAAUAUAACAACAGGAGAUUUUUAUUCGAACACGUCGUCUCAAGAAGCAUAUCAACGACACGAUACGAAAAAAAUAGAAAUUAUAAAGAAACGAACAGACAAUUUAAUAUGUGAAGGAGAAAUGUCUUUUGAAACGUCACGAAUGGCUGAUUAUUCCGCAAAAACCGUAGAAUUAGAAAAACCGGUAAGGCGACGUACAUGGACCAAGCAAGAUGGAGAAAUAUACUUCCAAACUACAACUUCAGAAGUUUUUAAACAACAUAACGAAACUAAUAUGCGACAUACUAUAAAAAAACACACAGAUAAUAUAACUAUUGAAGGCAAAUUUGAUGAUAGAACACAUUCCAAGGAACAAUAUAAAAACAUUCAGACAGAAAGACCAAUACAAAAAAAACCAAUAGAUAAUUUAAAACCAGAAGGUGAAUUUGAUAGACCGCAAAAAGAAAAGUAUAAGCCAUCAGAGAGACCUAAACAAAUAAAACCUACAGACAACUUAAAACCGGAAGGGAACUUUGAACGUCCGAAACAAAAAGAUUACAAAACAGGAGAGAGGCCAAAACAAAUAAAACCACAAGAUAACCUUAAACCAGAAGGAGAAUUUGAAAGGCCAAUCGAAGAAAAGUAUAAACCCAGUGAAAGACCAUCUCCUUUUAAGCCAUCGGAUAAUUUGAAACCAGAAGGAGACUUUGAUCGACCAAAAAAUGAAAAGUAUAAACCAAGUGAGCGCCCUGCUCCAUUUAAACCAAGUGAUAAUUUAAAACCUGAAGGUGAAUUCGAAAAACGUACACCACAGAAGGUUGGCCCUGGUGACCGUGCUCCAAUUGUUAAACCAAAAGACAAUUUAUAUCCAGAAGGUGAAUUCCAACGACCUAAACCUGAUGAAUUCCAACCAUCCGAAAGACCUAAGCAAGUCAAACCACAAGAUAAUCUGUUCCCUGAAGGAAGUUUUGAACGCCCCAAAUAUCCAGAGUAUUCUCCAUCUGAGAGACCAAAGCAAUUCAAGCCUACGGAUAAUCUUAAGCCAGAAGGUGACUUUGAAAGACCAAUUUCUGAAAAGUUCAAACCAAGUGAACGUCCAACACCAUUUAAACCUAGUGAUAAUUUAAAACCAGAGGGUGAAUUUGAAAAACGUGUACCUCAAAAGGUUGGCCCCGGUGAUCGAGCUCCAAUAGUUAAACCUAAAGACAAUUUAUAUCCAGAAGGUGAUUUCCAACGACCUAAACCAGAUGAUUAUCGACCGUCUGAAAGGCCAAAGCAAGUAAAACCACAAGACAAUCUAUUUCCGGAAGGUAGUUUUGACCGUCCUGAAUUACCUGAAUAUUCACCAUCUGAAAGACCUAAACAAUUUAAACCUACAGACAAUCUUAAACCAGAAGGUGAUUUUGAACGACCAGUUUAUGAAAAGUUCCAACCAAGUGAACGUCCUGCUGCUUUUAAACCAAGUGAUAAUUUAAAACCAGAAGGUGAAUUUGAAAAACGAACUCCACAGAAAGUUGGUCCUGGAGAUCGUGCACCAAUUGUUAAGCCAAAAGACAAUUUAUAUCCAGAAGGUGAAUUCCAACGACCUAAACCAGAUGAUUAUCGACCGUCUGAAAGACCAAAGCCGGUUAAACCACAAGACAAUCUAUUUCCGGAAGGUAGUUUUGACCGUCCUGAAUUACCUGAAUAUUCACCAUCUGAAAGACCUAAACAAUUCAAACCUACAGACAAUCUUAAACCCGAAGGUGAUUUUGAACGUCCAGUUUAUGAAAAGUUCCAACCAAGUGAACGUCCUGCUGCUUUUAAACCAAGUGAUAAUUUAAAACCAGAAGGUGAAUUUGAAAAACGAACUCCACAGAAAGUUGGUCCUGGAGAUCGUGCUCCAAUUGUUAAGCCAAAAGACAAUUUAUAUCCAGAAGGUGAAUUCCAACGACCUAAACCAGAUGAUUAUCGACCGUCUGAAAGACCAAAGCAGGUUAAACCACAAGACAAUCUAUUUCCAGAAGGCAGUUUUGAUCGUCCUGAGAUACCUGAAUAUUCAACAUCUGAAAGACCAAAACAAUUUAAGCCUUUAGAUAAUCUUAAACCAGAGGGAGAUUUUGACCGUCCCGUUUAUGAAAAGUUCAAGCCAAGUGAGCGCCCAACACCAUUUAAACCAACGGAUAACCUUAAACCAGAAGGUGAAUUUGAAAAACGUGCGCCACAGAAGGUUGGUCCAGGUGAUCGUGCACCAAUUGUUAAACCUAAAGACAAUUUGUUUCCAGAAGGUAAUUUCGAAAGACCCGAGUAUCCAGAGUAUUCACCUUCUGAAAGACCAAAACAAUUUAAACCUACUGAUAAUCUUAAACCAGAAGGAGAUUUUGACCGUCCGGUACAUGAAAAGUUUAGACCUAGUGAAAGACCUGCAGCGUAUAAACCAUCUGAUAACCUAAAACCAGAAGGGGAAUUUGACAGAAGGAAGCCAGAAGAAUUCCAACCGGCUGAACGAGUAAAACAAGUCAAACCCCAAGAUAAUCUAUUUCCUGAAGGUAACUUUGAAAGACCUGAAUAUCCUGAAUAUUCACCAUCAGAAAGACCAAAACAAUUUAAACCUACUGAUAAUCUUAAACCAGAAGGAGAUUUUGACCGUCCGGUACAUGAAAAGUUUAGACCUAGUGAAAGACCUGCAGCGUAUAAACCAUCUGAUAAUCUAAAACCUGAAGGGGAAUUUGAUAGAAAAAAGCCAGAAGAAUUCCAACCAGCUGAACGAGUAAAACAAGUCAAACCACAAGAUAAUCUAUUCCCCGAAGGAAAUUUUGAAAGACCUGAAUAUCCGGAAUAUUCACCAUCAGAAAGACCAAAACAAUUCAGACCAAAUGAUAAUCUUAGGCCUGAGGGAGAUUUCGAACGGCCUGUAUAUGAAAAGUUUAAACCUAGUGAGCGUCCAACACCAUUUAAGCCAACAGAUAACUUAAAGCCAGAAGGUGAAUUUGAAAAGCGUACACCACAGAAGGUAGGACCUGGUGAUCGUGCUCCAAUUGUUAAACCUCAAGAUAAUCUAUAUCCAGAAGGUAAGUUUCAUCGACCGAAACCAGAUGAAUUUCAACCAUCUGAAAGACCUAAGCAAGUCAAACCACAAGACAAUCUGUUCCCAGAAGGCAGUUUUGAUCGUCCUGAGUUACCUGAAUAUUCACCAUCUGAAAGACCUAAACAAUUUAAGCCUACAGACAAUCUUAAACCAGAAGGUGAUUUUGAAAGACCCGUUUAUGAAAAGUUCCAAGCUAGUGAACGUCCUACACCAUUUAAACCAACAGACAACCUAAAACCCGAAGGUGAAUUUGAAAAGCGUGUACCUCAAAAGGUUGGGCCAGGUGAUCGAGCUCCAAUAGUUAAACCUAAAGACAAUUUGUAUCCAGAAGGUGAGUUCCAAAGACCAAAACCAGAUAAUUACCAGCCUUCUGAAAGACCAAAGCAAGUGAAACCACAAGAUAACUUGUUUCCUGAAGGAAGUUUUGAUCGACCUAAUUAUCCUGAGUAUUCAGCAUCUGAGAGGCCAAAACAAUUUAAGCCUAUAGAUAAUCUAAAACCAGAAGGUGAUUUCGAACGUCCAGUUCACGAGAAGUUUAAACCAAGUGAGCGGCCUACUGCUUUUAAACCGAGUGAUAAUUUAAAACCAGAAGGAGAAUUUGAAAAACGUACACCACAGAAAGUUGGUCCGGGUGAUCGUGCACCAAUUGUUAAACCUAAAGACAAUUUGUAUCCAGAAGGUGAGUUCCAACGACCAAAACCUGAUGAUUAUCAGUCAUCUGAAAGACCAAAGCAGGUGAAACCUCAAGACAAUUUGUUCCCCGAAGGAAGUUUUGUUCGACCAGAAUUACCUCAAUAUUUACCCUCAGAAAGACCAAAACAGUUCAAGCCUACUGACAAUCUUAAACCGGAAGGUGAUUUUGAAAGACCUGUUUAUGAAAAGUUCCAAGCAAGUGAACGUCCUACACCAUUUAAACCCAGUGAUAAUUUGAAACCUGAAGGUGAAUUCGAAAAACGUACACCUCAGACAGUUGGUCCAGGUGAUCGUGCACCAAUUGUUAAACCUAAAGACAAUUUGUAUCCAGAAGGUGAGUUCCAACGACCAAAACCUGAUGAUUAUCAGUCAUCUGAAAGACCAAAGCAAGUGAAACCUCAAGACAAUUUGUUCCCCGAAGGAAGUUUUGUUCGACCAGAAUUACCUCAAUAUUUACCCUCAGAAAGACCAAAACAGUUCAAGCCUACUGACAAUCUUAAACCGGAAGGUGAUUUUGAAAGACCUGUUUAUGAAAAGUUCCAAGCAAGUGAACGUCCUACACCAUUUAAACCCAGUGAUAAUUUGAAACCUGAAGGUGAAUUCGAAAAACGUACACCUCAGACAGUUGGUCCAGGAGAACGGGCACCAGUUGUUAAACCAAAAGAUAAUUUGUUUCCGGAAGGGGAAUUUGAAAGACCAGAGCAUCCAGAAUACGCGACAUCUGAGAGACCUAAACAGUUUAAACCUACAGAUAAUCUUAAACCUGAGGGAGAUUUUGAACGUCCAAUACAUGAAAAGUUUAGGCCUAGUGAACGUCCGGCUGCAUAUAAGCCAUCAGAUAAUCUUAAACCAGAAGGCGAAUUUGAAAGAAAGAAACCAGAUAAAUUCCAACCAGCUGAACGGGUUAAGCAAGUAAAACCACAAGAUAAUUUGUUUCCUGAAGGUGAAUUUCAAAGACCAGAGCAUCCAGAGUAUUCGCCAUCUGAGAGACCUAAACAGUUUAAACCUACUGACAAUCUUAAACCGGAAGGAGAUUUUGAGAGACCAGUUUAUGAGAAGUUCAAGCCAAGUGAGCGACCAUCACCAUUUAAACCAACAGAUAACCUAAAACCCGAGGGAGAUUUCGAAAAACGUACACCACAGAAAGUUGGUCCAGGAGAACGGGCACCAGUUGUUAAACCAAAAGACAAUUUGUUUCCUGAAGGUGAAUUUCAAAGACCAGAGCAUCCAGAGUAUUCGCCAUCUGAGAGACCUAAACAGUUUAAACCUACUGAUAAUCUUAAGCCUGAGGGAGAUUUCGAACGUCCAAUACAUGAAAAGUUUAGGCCUAGUGAACGUCCGAACGCAUAUAAGCCAACAGAUAAUCUGAAAACCGAAGGGGAAUUUGAAAGAAAGAAACCACAUGAAUUCCAACCAGCUGAACGAGUUAAGCAAGUAAAACCACAAGAUAAUCUAUUCCCCGAAGGAAAUUUUGAACGACCAGAGUAUCCAGAAUAUUCACCAUCCGAGAGACCAAAACAAUUUAAGCCUACUGAUAACCUAAAGCCUGAAGGUGAUUUUGAACGUCCAGUUUAUGAAAAAUUUAAACCAAGUGAGCGGCCAACUGCUUUUAAACCAAGUGACAAUUUGAAACCGGAAGGUGAAUUUGAAAAGCGUAAGCCAGAUGAAUUCAGGCCGUCUGAACGACCAAAGCAAAUCAAACCACAAGAUAAUUUGUUCCCCGAAGGUUCUUUUGAACGUCCUGUACAUCCCGAGUAUUUAGCGUCUGAGAGGCCAAAACAAUUUAUACCAAAUGAUAAUCUUAAACCAGAGGGAGAUUUUGAACGUCCCGUUUAUGAAAAGUUCAAGCCAAGUGAGCGUCCAACACCAUUUAAGCCAACGGAUAACCUAAAACCUGAAGGAGAAUUUGAAAAGCGCACGCCACAGAAAGUUGGACCCGGUGAUCGUGCUCCAAUCGUUAAACCUAAAGACAAUUUGUAUCCUGAAGGUGAAUUCCAAAGACCGAAAACAAAUGAAUUCCAACCAUCUGAAAGACCUAAGCAAGUCAAGCCACAAGACAAUCUGUUUCCUGAAGGUGAAUUUCAAAGACCAGAGCAUCCAGAGUAUUCUCCAUCUGAGAGACCAAAACAGUUUAAGCCUACAGACAAUCUUAAACCGGAAGGAGAUUUUGAGAGACCAGUUUAUGAGAAGUUCAAACCAAGUGAACGUCCAACACCAUUUAAACCUAGUGAUAAUUUAAAACCAGAGGGUGAAUUUGAAAAACGUGUACCUCAAAAGGUUGGCCCCGGUGAUCGAGCUCCAAUAGUUAAACCUAAAGACAAUUUAUAUCCAGAAGGUGAAUUCCAACGACCAAAACCUAUUGAAUUCCAACCAUCUGAAAGACCUAAGCAAGUCAAGCCACAAGACAAUCUGUUUCCAGAAGGCAGUUUUGAUCGUCCUGAUUAUCCAGAGUAUUCAUCGUCUGAGAGGCCAAAACAAUUUAAGCCUAUAGAUAAUCUAAAACCAGAAGGUGAUUUCGAACGUCCAGUUUAUGAAAAGUUCCAACCAAGUGAACGUCCCGCUGCUUUUAAACCAAGUGAUAAUUUAAAACCAGAAGGUGAAUUCGAAAAACGAACUCCACAGAAAGUUGGUCCUGGAGAUCGUGCACCAAUUGUUAAGCCAAAAGACAAUUUAUAUCCAGAAGGUGAAUUCCAACGACCUAAACCAGAUGAUUAUCGACCAUCUGAAAGGCCAAAGCAAGUAAAACCACAAGACAAUCUAUUUCCGGAAGGUAGUUUUGACCGUCCUGAAUUACCUGAAUAUUCACCAUCUGAAAGACCUAAACAAUUUAAACCUACAGACAAUCUUAAACCCGAAGGUGAUUUUGAACGUCCAGUUUAUGAAAAAUUCAAACCAAGUGAGCGGCCUGCUGCUUUUAAACCAAGUGACAAUUUGAAACCGGAAGGUGAAUUUGAAAAACGAACUCCACAGAAAGUUGGUCCUGGAGAUCGUGCACCAAUUGUUAAACCUAAAGACAAUUUGUAUCCAGAAGGGGAAUUUCAACGACCAAAACCUAAUGAAUUCCAACCAUCCGAAAGACCUAAGCAAAUCAAACCUCAAGACAAUCUAUUUCCUGAAGGAAGUUUUGAACGGCCCAAGCAUCCAGAGUAUUCACCAUCUGAAAGACCAAAACAAUUUAAACCUUCUGAUAAUCUUAAAUCAGAGGGAGAUUUCGAUCGUCCGGUACAUGAAAAGUUUAGACCUAGUGAACGACCGACUCCAUUUAAACCCAGUGACAAUUUGAAACCUGAAGGUGAAUUUGAAAAACGGACACCACAGAAAGUCGGGCCUGGUGAUCGUGCCCCAAUUGUUAAACCUAAAGACAAUUUGGUUCUAGAAGGCGAAUUUGAGAAACGUAUUCAACAAGUAGUGGGUCCAGGUGAUAGGGCUGCUAUCGUCAAACCUAAGGAUAAUUUAUAUCCUGAAGGUGUAUUAGACACAUCAUAUAUUAAGAACAUAUCUGAAGUAUCUGUAGGUGAAAGAGCCGUUAUUCACAUUCACGAAGAUAACUUAAAGAUGACUGGCGAACAUUCUAUUUUUAAGAAAGACGAUUAUACGCAUAAAACUGGUAUUCGUUCUGAAAUUGUUAAACAUGAGGAUAAUCUGAAAGUAGAAGGUGAAUUCAUGGAUAGUUUUAAACGAAGUGAUUAUUCAGCAACUAGAGGGGAGCGGUCUGAAAUUAUUCACAGAGAAGACAAUUUAAGAAUUGAAGGUGAGUUUAUUGAUAUGCACUCGAGAAAUGAUUAUAGUAAACACGUUGUGAAUAGAGUAUCUUCAGUUAUGAAACAUGAAGACAACCUUAGAAUGGAGGGGGAAUUUGAGAAACGUGAACAAUUGUCCUAUGUUUGUGCUGAAAGACCGAAUCAAAUACGGCAUCCAGAUAAUCUAAAACUUGAAGGUGAAUUUGAAAAACGUUCUCAACAUGUAGUCGGACCCGGUGACAGAGCCCCUAUUGUUAAACCUAAAGAUAAUCUCAAACCUGAAGGUGAAUUUGAUAGACCAUCUCCAGAGAAAUACACAUCUGGUGAACGACCAAAACAAAUCAGACAUCCAGAUAACUUAAGACCGGAAGGUGACUUUGAUAGACCAUCUUCAGAUAAUUACAGACCAGGUGAACGACCAAAACAAAUUAGACAUCCUGAUAAUUUAAGAAUGGAAGGCGAAUUUGAAAAACGUACUACUCAAAUUAUUGGAUUGGGUGACCGGGCUCCUAUUGUUAAACCUAAAGAUAAUCUCAAACCUGAAGGAGACUUUGAUAGACCGUCUCCAGAUAAAUACACAUCCGGUGAAAGACCAAAACAAAUCAGACAUCCAGAUAACUUAAGACCAGAAGGAGAAUUUGAUAGGCCGUCUUCAGAUAAUUACAGACCAGGUGAACGACCAAAACAAAUUAGACAUCCUGAUAACUUAAGACCAGAAGGAGAAUUUGAUAGGCCGUCUACAGAUAAUUAUAAACCAGGUGAACGACCAAAACAAAUCAGACAUCCAGAUAACUUAAGACCAGAAGGAGAAUUUGAUAGGCCGUCUACAGAUAAUUAUAAACCAGGUGAACGACCAAAACAAAUCAGACAUCCAGAUAACUUAAGACCAGAAGGAGAAUUUGAUAGGCCGUCUUCAGAUAAUUACAGACCAGGUGAACGACCAAAACAAAUUAGACAUCCUGAUAACUUAAGACCAGAAGGAGAAUUUGAUAGGCCGUCUACAGAUAAUUAUAAACCAGGUGAACGACCAAAACAAAUCAGACAUCCAGAUAACUUAAGACCGGAAGGAGAAUUUGAUAGGCCGUCUACAGAUAAUUAUAAACCAGGUGAACGACCAAAACAAAUCAGACAUCCAGAUAACUUAAGACCGGAAGGUGACUUUGAUAGGCCGUCUACAGAUAAUUAUAAACCAGGUGAACGACCAAAACAAAUCAGACAUCCAGAUAACUUAAGACCGGAAGGUGACUUUGAAAAACGUACACAUCAAACAAUUGGUCCUGGUGAUAGAGCGCCUAUUGUAAAACCUAAAGAUAAUUUAAAACCAGAAGGUGCAUUUGAUAGACCUUCUCAACAAAAUUAUGGACCAGGUGAACGACCAAAACAAAUACGGCAUCCGGAUAACUUAAAAUCAGAAGGUGAUUUUGAAAAACGAGUCGUACAAAAAGUAACUGUAGGUGAGCGGACUCUUGCUUAUAAGCCUCAAGAUAAUUUACGGAUGGAAGGAGAAUUUGAAAAAAGAGAUCGAACUUAUACAGUUCGAAAGGUUGAGCAAGCUAUAAUCAGGAAACAUGAGGAUAAUUUGAAAAUUGAAGGAACAAUGCACUUUACCAAUAAAAACAUCCAUUCCGAUCAAAAGUCAUUAGAUUCAGGAUAUUCUCAAAAAAUAACUGAAAAUAAUCAAACUGUAAGCGACAAUAGACGAAUAAAUCAAAUGGAAAAAUCGCAUUCUUCUUCAAAUACUGAAAACUAUUCUUCAGUACACAAACAUCAGCAGAACAAUACGAAUUCUAGAAAGCAUAUUGAAUCUCAAAUUUCUUUGGGGGAUUAUGCUAAAGAUUCAAAUACAAAAGAAAAAAUUAGUGUCAAAUAUGGUCAGUCACAAUUUGAAGGAGAACUUAGACAAUCAUCUGAAUCACAAAACGUUGAAAAUCGUGUUGUGAAACAAUCAUCUGAUUCUACGUAUCAAAGAAGCUCAAAAUCUGAAGAACACGUGGAAAGAAAAAAAUGGGAGACUUCUCAAAAGAGAGAUUAUUUAAAAGGAUCCGUAACAGAUUUAAGCAGUAGUAGAAAUGCAUCAUCAUCGAAGCAACAACUUAACCAGAAGAAUGAUCAAAGAUAUUCAGAUAAUACAACUCGUCAACAUUCAUCCAAUCAUUAUAACCAUAUGUCUUCACAAAAUGUCAGUAAUUCAAAUCAGCGGCAUGGACAAACAAGUGAACAACACAUUUACUCUUCCCGACAGUCUCAAGAAUCCAGAGGGGUGUUGAAUCACAAUAGACUACAAAAUGAUGACCUUGUUGACAGAGUACAAUCUACACAACAUAGACACGGGCAUCUGAGUAAUAACGAUAGUCGAAAUUAUUCUUCACAGCAUCAAACUCUUCAAAACAUUGGUCAGUCUAGUCAAAAACAUACCAAUGAAACCAGUGCUCAAAACUUUAAACAGAGCACUACCACUAGUAAUUCGAAAAACAGUGAACAAAUUCGACGGCCUGAAAGUUUUGUUAUAACUCUGUCUGACGAAAAAUCAACAAAUAAUCGAAAUGCGUCAUCUACAGAACAGCGUUCUGAACAUUAUUCAAAUAAUCAAACGAGUAAAGUUCUCAAAACCGAAGUAGGAAGACAAUCGUUUGUUAGCGGAAAUACCAAUGAGAGAAACUCGAUUAGCCGUGAUUAUUCUUCGGAUUUGCGUUCAAACAAGUCAGCUGUAUCGAAUGAACAGUUGAAUAAAAGCAACCGGUAUGAGACCAGUAGCCAAAGUCAGAAUGAAAACAAUCGGGACAAUUCUAAAUCACUUUCGUCACAACAAAAAUCUGAGCACUCUACAAAUCGUUCGCAUGGCAGUGAAGUAAAAAGUUAUUCCACUGCAACGUACAGGAAGUCUUUGCACAGCACUAGUUCCAACGUGUUGAACAUCGACACGUCCUCGUUCGAUAGGAAAACACACAGUGACCAAUCUCAUCACCGUAAAUCCGUAAUAAGUUCGAACACGGAUCUGAGUAAUUCGGUGUUGCACCGCAAAGGAGAUGUGACGCAUAUCGAAGCGCCCCAUACCACUUCUUCGGCAGCGGCGGCCCAAAGAAAGAGCAUCAAUACGUUGGACUCGACAUACGUGGUAUCCCCUCCAGACAACCGGAACAGUAUUAGCGCUAUGCACCGGCAAGAUAGGGUGUCGAGGUCGUCCACAAACAGGUCACAUAUCAGUCUGGGCGAUUCUUCAAUGGAGUCCAGUACUAGUCAUUACAGAAACGAAUAUAAACCGCGAGUGAGCGGACCAUGCCCUGUUCCGUUAAUCGAAAGAAAUCAAGCGCCUUUUAGACACACCCGGGAUACUAAAACACACAAAUUCUAUAAGUCAACUACACCGGACGGAGAUCGUAAAUAAACCGUAUAGAAAAGAAAUGAAACGGACUCAAGAUGAAAUACUCGACGUUUAUAAUUAAGAAUAGCUUGAACUAUGUUUUACUAAUAUAUAUUUAAUUUUAAAAACAAACCAUACCUAUAAAAUAAAAAAAAACUAUUUGAUUGUUAUUAUAUUAAAGGAUUGUAUCUCUUUGAAUAUUAUAAAUUAUAAACUAAUGAUAUUUUGUAAAAAUCACUAGGUAACUUUUUGUCUAGAAUCAUUAGAUAAAACUGUGAGAAAAAAAAUACAUGACAAUGGAUACUUUAUUUUAGUAACCGGUGACAUAUUAAAUAUUGUAGUAUUUUACAAUUCUAAAUGAACCUAUCCGGUGAAAAAAUAAAAUUAUUGUAGGUUUCUUCCAGAAUUACAGGAAUAAAAAUAAUCUAAAUAUCGAUAUUAAAUGUUGUAGAUAAAAUUAUAUUAAAUAAUUUUCAUAAGUGAAAAUAUAAGUAUGCACAAUAUAUUAUGAUAAAUAUGGAAUUGAAAAAUGUAACACAAUUCAUAUUAUUAUCGUCUGAUGCUUUUUUGGCCUAAUAACCAUAUCACAUAAAUGUGUCUGUCAAUUUUCAUUUUCUCACCAUUACUUUGAGACAAAAAAUGUGCCCAGUGUUUUUAGCAAUUACUUAUUAAUUAUAAUAAUUUAUAAUAACUAUCAUAAUUAAAUCUAACAUGAAGUCACCUACAAAAUACUUGUUAAAUUAUAUAAGUGCUUUAAAUAACCAUGUUUUAUUCAAGACUAAUACUUAAAUUUAAUAUAUAUUUAUAUACUGUGAUUUUGUUAAUUUAUUUUAUGUACUGAAAUUUGUAUUAAAUGAACUGUGAUAUCUUCUUAUGAAUUUUAAAAACUUGACAAAUUCUUGACAAAUGUAUUGUAUUAUUUUUAUUACAUACCUAACUAAAUUAUGCAUUAAAAUAUUAUUUUAUUAUUAUUUAAAUUAUUUUAUGUUAUAUUUGUUGUAUUAAUAAAAUUAUUAUCAGUUAUAAAAUAAAUAAACCAUACAGAAUCUGAAACUAACAAAUACAA
Metopolophium dirhodum (rose-grain aphid) is the source of this 20158-nucleotide messenger RNA. RefSeq names its product titin (gene Sdb). Gene Ontology annotation, cellular component: axonemal microtubule; sperm flagellum; ciliary basal body. The transcript has 6 exons. Bases 172 to 19116 code for a protein of 6314 amino acids. NCBI's taxonomy places the organism in Eukaryota, Metazoa, Arthropoda, Insecta, Hemiptera, Aphididae. Gene Ontology annotation, molecular function: microtubule binding. Gene Ontology annotation, biological process: microtubule anchoring. The record is from RefSeq and is a predicted model, not a curated record.